UAAGCCCUGCCAUUUGCUGUCAGAGAAGUAGGAGAUCACUGGGAGGAGAGGAGGCAGCAGCAGCAGUUCUGCCAGGAAAAAGGAAGUAAUGCCAGUUUGGGAGAAGGUUCAGGCAGUGGGCAAAGGCUUUUCGUUUGGGGCGCUGGUGGUGGUUUAAAAGGUGCUUUCUCUUCACAGAGGUCUGGAAAUGUGAGUUGCCGUUCGUGGGCACGAGAUGAGAAAGGGUGCUAGAUGCUAGUAUUUUGGGAACGCAGUAGUUCUGGAGCAGAAUGUGGAAUAAAUGCAGAAGUAGAAAAAGAACUUGAAAUGGGAAAGAAGCUAUUGGCAGCUGGACAGCUAGCAGAUGCUUUGUCUCACUUUCAUGCUGCCAUAGAAGGGGACUCUGAUAACUACUUUGCCUAUUACAGAAGAGCCACAGUAUAUUUAGCCAUGGGCAAAUCUAAAGCUGCCAUUCGUGACUUAAGCAAGGUGGUUGAAUUAAAGCAGGAUUUCACAUCGGCAAGGCUGCAAAGAGGGAACCUUCUGCUUAAGCAGGGAAAGUUUGAUGAAGCAGAAGAUGACUUUAAAAGAGUGCUCCAAUCUAAUCCUAGUGAUAAGGAACAAACAGAAGCUCGCACCCAGCUGAUGAAGUCUGAUGAGAUGCAGCGCCUCCAUUCCCAAGCACAAGCUGCAUAUCUUGAGGGGGAUUACUAUACUGUUAUCGGUUUCUUGGAUGAAAUUCUAGAUGUUUGUGUUUGGGAUGCAGAGCUGCGGGAGCUUCGAGCUGAGUGUUAUAUUAAGGAAGGAGAACCUGGGAAGGCUGUGAGUGAUUUAAAAGCUGCCGCCAAACUGAAGAGUGAUAAUACUGAAGCGUUCCAUAAAAUCAGCACUAUAUACUACCAGCUAGGGGAGCAUGAACUCUCCCUAAGUGAAGUGCGUGAAUGCCUGAAACUCGACCAAGAUCACAAGGAGUGUUUUUCUCACUACAAGCAAGUGAAGAAACUUAACAAGCAGAUUUUGUCAGCAGAAGAGCUCAUUCAAGAAGGCAGGUACCAAGAUGCCAUUGAUAAAUAUGAAACUGUGAUGAAAACUGAGCCCAACAUUGCUGUUUACACCACUCGUGCCAAAGAGAGAAUCUGCCACUGCCUCUCAAAGAAUCAGCAGUCGACAGAAGCCAUCACACUUUGCACUGAAGUUCUGCGACUGGAACCAGAGAAUGUGAAUGCUCUCAAAGACAGAGCUGAAGCAUACUUGCUAGAAGAACAGUACGAGGAAGCUAUCCAGGACUAUGAAACUGCUAAGGAGCACAAUGAAAAUGACCAACAGAUUCAAGAAGGACUAGAGAAAGCACAGCGGUUGCUCAAGCAGUCUCAGAAGAGAGACUAUUAUAAAAUUUUAGGAGUAAAAAGAAAUGCCAGAAAGCAAGAAAUUGUAAAAGCGUACAGAAAGCUAGCAAUGCAGUGGCAUCCUGAUAACUUCCAGGAUGAAGAAGAGAAGAAGAAAGCAGAGAAAAGGUUUAUUGAUAUUGCAGCUGCCAAAGAAGUUCUUACUGAUCCAGAAAUGCGGAGGAAGUUCGAUGAAGGAGAAGAUCCACUAGAUGCAGAAAGCCAGCAAGGUGGAGGAAAUCCAUUUCAUAGAAGCUGGAAUUCCUGGCAAGGAUUUGACCCCUUCAGUUCUGGAGGACCUUUUAAAUUUAAAUUCCACUUCAAUUAGAAGCUUUCCUGUUUUUUGCUUCUGUGAACUUGACUCUAUUUUUACUUCUAGGUGUAAUGUUAAAUAGUAGUUCAAUCCUUUAAAACAAGAACUUGAAUGAACAGCAAUUUUUUCCAGUGAUAGGUUAACAGGCUUAUGAGAGAGUGACAUAACAGUAGUUCUGUGACUACUAAUUUUUAUUUCCUGACCUCAACUAAAGAGGUGGAAGAACAAUUUGGACUGGAAUUGUGGGACCACUUCUUCUGAAGUGCUUUGAGACUUUCAGCUCAAGACAAACCCGCACUAUAGAAGCGUUUUAUUCAGGAAAGCACUUUAAAGUUUGCUUAACUGGUUUUUUUUGUGGGACUCUUGUCAGGUACUUCUUUUGGAUUCAUUUGUUUUGCUUACUGUAACUACAAGAAAAGCACAAUAUCACCUCAUCAGUAUGUGUAAGAGGAAUUGCUGGCUUGAUUGACUUAGACAUUGGAAUAGUGCCAAAGCUUAAAAAUGGGUGUAAAACCAGCUAAACAGCAGCAAUCUUUUCACUAUGUCUGUGUUUCCAUGUGCUUUUGGAGAGAGGACAGGGUAGAAAAUAUACUCUUUUCACCUCUGUGCUUUCUUAGUUUCCAAUUUAUAAAGCAAUUCAGUGAUA
Hemicordylus capensis (graceful crag lizard) is the source of this 2323-nucleotide messenger RNA. RefSeq names its product DnaJ heat shock protein family (Hsp40) member C3 (gene DNAJC3). Gene Ontology annotation, molecular function: protein-folding chaperone binding; misfolded protein binding. The transcript has 12 exons. Gene Ontology annotation, biological process: protein folding in endoplasmic reticulum. The record is from RefSeq and is a predicted model, not a curated record. Gene Ontology annotation, cellular component: endoplasmic reticulum. NCBI's taxonomy places the organism in Eukaryota, Metazoa, Chordata, Lepidosauria, Squamata, Cordylidae. The coding region runs from base 232 to 1692 and encodes 486 amino acids.